CUUCCGGUAUUUUAUCACGAACGUUCUUCCAUUUUGUUCUUCAAGGGUAUCCACAAAUCUACAGUUGAGCCAACAUGUUUCGGUUUGUUAAAGCAGCUCUGAACGUCUCCGCAGGACAAGGUGCCCGCCAAGUGAGGCUCAGUUCGACGCACGCCCCUGACUUCCAUGCCAAGUAUGGCACUGGCCUGAUGAUCGGAGGAGUCGCGUUCUGUGUGUCUGUCUGGGGAUUUGUACUGACACAAACCGGCAUCACAUGGAAUCUGUCUCCAGUCGGCAAGGUCCAGCCUAAACCAUGGAGGGAGGUAGAAGAAUAAUGGACUGACACUGCUAUCUUUUUUCCAAUGGAGAUAUCUACCACAGCCAACCACAAAACCCUUAACCCAGAUAACCUAUAAACAUUCUGGUUGUACAGAUGGAUACCCAUGUUUUCAGCUUGUUACCGUUCAGGCAUUACCUAUGUAAACAUUAAAUUUAAACUAAACGUUGA
Messenger RNA from Coregonus clupeaformis (lake whitefish), 487 nucleotides. RefSeq names its product cytochrome c oxidase subunit 7B, mitochondrial. The transcript has 3 exons. The record is from RefSeq and is a predicted model, not a curated record. Bases 75 to 314 code for a protein of 79 amino acids. Gene Ontology annotation, biological process: mitochondrial electron transport, cytochrome c to oxygen. Lineage: Eukaryota; Metazoa; Chordata; Actinopteri; Salmoniformes; Salmonidae.